GGUUAAACCAGUAAAAAAAAAAAAAAAAAAAACAAGUCGUCUCCUUCAUCCAACCACUGGCGCCGACGGCUUUUCUAACAAAUUUCCGAGUCCACUGUCCACGCCCCUUCUCUCUCACCCUCUCCUUCCUUCUGUUCUCCCAUCUCGUACAAAAAACGACAUUUCAAUCCUUCUUUCUCUCUCUCUCUAGAUCACAGCAAUUUCUCCCUCUUCGACACGACGCGACUGCUGCGGGGGAAUCUUCCUACAACUCCGAUCUGCAGUUCAAACUAUACGCCGGAGCUUUGUUAAUCCGUCGCCGUUUAGAUCUCGGCGUCGCAGCUCGGGCUCCGCGCUGUGUAAGAAGAAGGGGAGAGGAACUAAGGCUCGGGGUAAUUCUGGUUAAGUUGAGAGAGGGGCCGCGCCUCUCUUAUUACUGGAUCUGAGAGAGGAGGGAGGGAAACAAUGGCGCUUUCAGGCAUGAGAGGUCUCUCCGUCUUCAUCAGUGACGUUCGUAAUUGUCAGAACAAGGAGCAGGAGCGGCUCCGUGUUGACAAGGAGCUCGGGAACGUCCGUACUCGGUUCAAACAUGAGAAGGGCUUGAGUCCAUAUGAGAAGAAGAAAUAUGUUUGGAAAAUGCUCUAUAUCUACAUGCUUGGCUAUGAUGUCGACUUUGGUCAUAUGGAAGCUGUUUCCUUAAUAUCUGCGCCAAAAUACCCAGAAAAACAGGUUGGAUACAUUGCGACAGCGUGUUUGCUCAAUGAGAACCAUGAUUUUCUCAGAUUAGCCAUAAAUACCGUGCGAAAUGACAUAAUUGGUCGGAAUGAAACUUUUCAGUGCCUCGCAUUAACCCUGGUUGGAAAUAUUGGUGGCAGAGAAUUUUCUGAAUCAUUGGCGGCGGAUGUUCAGAGAUUACUUAUUUCAAGCAGCUGCAGACCUCUUGUAAGAAAAAAGGCUGCCUUAUGUCUGCUACGGCUCUAUAGGAAAAAUCCUGAUGUUGUGAAUGUGGAUGGCUGGGCUGAUCGGAUGGCACAACUCCUUGAUGAACGUGAUCUUGGUGUUCUUACAUCUUCAAUGAGUCUACUUGUUGCUUUAGUAUCAAAUAACCAUGAAGAAUACUGGAGUUGUCUGCCAAAAUGUGUGAAGACUUUGGAACGACUUGCUAGGAACCAGGAUAUACCCCAAGAAUACACUUACUAUGGUAUCCCAUCUCCUUGGCUUCAGGUCAAAACAAUGAGGGCUCUUCAGUAUUUUCCGACGGUAGAAGAUCCUAACACAAGAAGAUCGUUGUUCGAGGUCUUGCAACGAAUCUUAAUGGGGACUGAUGUUGUGAAAAAUGUAAAUAAGAACAAUGCAUCCCAUGCCGUUCUUUUUGAGGCUCUUGCACUUGUCAUGCAUCUUGAUGCUGAAAAAGAGAUGAUGUCCCAAUGUGUGGCUCUCCUCGGAAAAUUUAUUGCUGUCCGGGAACCAAAUAUUCGAUAUCUUGGCUUGGAAAAUAUGACUCGAAUGUUGAUGGUAACAGAUGUGCAAGAUAUCAUUAAAAAACACCAGGCACAGAUUAUCACUUCAUUGAAAGAUCCGGAUAUCAGCAUUCGUCGACGUGCUCUUGAUUUGCUCUAUGGCAUGUGUGAUGUGUCAAAUGCAAAGGAUAUAGUUGAAGAGUUACUACAGUACCUCAGCGCAGCAGAUUUUGCUAUGCGUGAGGAAUUGUCUCUAAAAGCUGCUAUCCUCGCAGAGAAGUUUGCCCCUGAUCUAUCCUGUUAUUUUGUUCAGAUGUGUAUCAUAAUGACUAUUCAUGGCUUUGUUCCCUCUCUUCUUAAAUGCAGGUAUGUGGAUGUAAUACUUCAGUUGAUCGAUAAGGCAGGAGACUUUGUUAGUGAUGACAUAUGGUUUCGGGUAGUACAAUUUGUUACUAACAAUGAAGACCUGCAGCCUUAUGCAGCAGCUAAAGCGAGAGAGUAUCUUGACAAACCUGCCAUACAUGAGACGAUGGUCAAGCUCAGUGCUUAUAUCCUAGGAGAGUAUGGGCACCUUCUAGCUAGACGGCCUGGAUGUAGUCCAAAGGAAUUAUUUACCAUUAUACAUGAGAAGCAUCCUACUGUCUCAACCUCCACUGUUCCAAUUCUACUCUCAACUUAUGCGAAGAUACUAAUGCACACUCAACCACCAGAACCAGAACUACAAAACCAGAUCUGGAGUAUAUUCAACAAAUACGAAAGUUGCAUUGAUGUUGAGAUUCAACAAAGAGCAGCCGAGUAUUUUGCCUUAAGCAGAAAAGGUGCAUCUCUAAUGGACAUAUUGGCUGAGAUGCCUAAAUUUCCUGAACGCCAGUCUGCACUGAUAAGAAAAGCUGAAGAUGCUGAGGUUGAUACCGCGGAACAAAGUGCUAUCAAGGUGAGGGCACAGCAACAAAUGUCUACUGCCUUGGUUGUAACUGACCAACGCCCUCCCAAUGGGACGCCACCCCCACCCACCGUAGGGCCACUGAGUCUAGUUAAGGUGCCCAGCGAGACAGUUGAUUCGGAUCAGAAUCCUGGAGACCAAGGAUUGACCCAGCCAAACGGAGUUGUAUAUCAAGAAGAUCCUCAGCAACCUUCACAGGAUAUUAUUGGUGACCUUUUGGGUACAUUGAGUAUUGAAGGUCCUCCUGGAGUUGUUGCUCCAUUGGCGCAGAGUGCAACCUCUGAAGCCGAAUCUGUUCCAAGUGCUGCUGAUGCUGCAGCACUUGUACCUGUUGGAGAAGAGUCGGGUUCCGUGCAGCCGAUAGGAAAUAUCAACGAAAGGUUCUAUGCCUUGUGUUUGAAGGAUAGUGGUGUUCUGUAUGAGGAUCCCAACAUCCAGAUAGGCAUUAAAGCAGAGUGGAGAGCACAUGAAGGGCGUCUUGUUCUUUUCCUAGGGAACAAAAAUACUGCUUCUCUUGGAUCCGUUCAGGCCCUUAUAUUACCUCCUACUCAUCUGAAGAUGGAGCUCUCUUUAGUACCAGAUACUAUUCCUCCUCGAGCCCAAGUCCAAUGCCCUCUUGAAAUCAUGAAUCUCCGGCCAAGUCGGGAUGUCGCUGUUCUUGACUUCUCCUACAAGUUUGGUCCCACCAUGGUAAAUGUCAAGCUUCGCCUACCGGCUGUUCUCAACAAAUUUCUUCAACCUAUAACUGUGUCCCCUGAAGAAUUUUUCCCUCAAUGGAGAUCUCUAUCAGGGCCUCCUUUAAAGCUUCAAGAAGUUGUUAGAGGUGUAAGACCAUUACCUCUACCCGAGAUGGCAAAUCUCUUCAACACUUUCCGGUUGACAGUUUGUCCCGGACUUGAUCCAAAUCCGAACAACUUGGUUGCAAGCACAACUUUUUACUCCGAAACCACACGAGCCAUGCUUUGCUUGGUGAGAAUUGAAACAGAUCCAGCAGAUAGAACACAGUUGCGAAUGACUGUCGCCUCUGGCGACCCAACGCUUACAUUCGAGUUGAAGGAGUUCAUCAAGGAGCAAUUAGUUAGCAUCCCCACAGCACCGCAACGCCCACAGGGACCCACAGCACCUCCUCCUCAAGUGGCGCAGAUCGCCGGUCCCCCUCCGUCAGCUUCGCAAGAUCCAGGGGCAUUAUUGGCUGGUUUGCUGUGACCCCACGACGAUGCUAGGGACCUUUCCACAAGUGUGACAAUUGAUGCGUGAAGAAUUUGUUCAGAAUAUACACACACCCUAUUAUACCCAGGCUUAACACGAAGCAAGCAAGGUACCUUGCUUCUUAAGCCAUCUUCUUGGUGCCCAGGGCUGGCGGCGGGAUAAUGGGGAUCGAAGGAAUAGGACCGGAAUUCGGGAUCCAUGGGUUUGUUCAUCGGAGAGAGUAAUGUAGUUUGUGUUGAAUAGUACAGGUAGAAGGAGAGCGAGGUUCGAGUCGGAAUUUUGAGAUUCUUUUCUGCACGAUUUGUUAACGUGCAUUAGCUGAGCCGAGUGUUUAUUUUCUUUCUUUGUUGUUUCUUUUUGCUCAUAGUUUGAUUAUCCAUUGGGGUUGAAGUGAAGUGAGGGUUUGUUGUUGUUGGUGUCUUGUGCUAAAAGUUAUUUACCUCUUCUGCUCUUGCAUUUACAAACGGUUUUCGCUCGGAUUUGUUUCUGUAAUACGAAAGUUGAGUAGCAGAAGAUGAGAUUGAUCAUGGAGGAGUUUGUAACAGCGUUUUGUGUAUCUAUUAGGCACCUUUCUGGUUCACUUUCGUAGUUUCUAUUUCCUUACCAAAAAAGAAAAUAGUGUUUCGAGCCAUUUAACUUUAGUCUUUGUACCAUUUGGUUCUUUAUUUUGUGCUUAGUUCCAUUCAGUGCAUUAAACUUUUUC
This is a messenger RNA of Linum tenue, 4294 nucleotides long. The record is from the annotation of a GenBank genome assembly. NCBI's taxonomy places the organism in Eukaryota, Viridiplantae, Streptophyta, Magnoliopsida, Malpighiales, Linaceae.